Molecule: messenger RNA, 6138 nt
Organism: Xiphophorus couchianus (Monterrey platyfish)
Lineage: Eukaryota; Metazoa; Chordata; Actinopteri; Cyprinodontiformes; Poeciliidae
Product: deubiquitinase DESI2
Exons: 6
Coding region: 1020-1613 (197 amino acids)
Biological process (GO): protein deubiquitination
Molecular function (GO): deubiquitinase activity
Source: RefSeq, a predicted model, not a curated record
CUAAGCUGACGAUGUCUGUAUGUUUGUUUUAGAAUCAAAAACUUUGCUAAAUGCCAAAAAAAAAUUCCACGAAGCAGACGGUGUGAACGGUCGACCUUUUCCCGAUUGGCAGAGCUCGUCUGAUUGAAACAAACGGCGCCUUUCGUGGCCAAAUGCGCUGCUGGCCUCCCACCAGCGGCUCAGGCUCCCAUCAGCUGUUUGGAGGACGGCUCGGAGGCAGAAAUGAUGUAAUCAGGCAGAGAGGCAGAGCCAGAGCUGGGUCCAAGCCGCGCAGCUGACACGGACGCGUCUCCGCUGCGAGGGAACGCGCUCGAAGAGCCCGCCUCAUGGAGCCGGUGAGCGAGGGAGCAGGUCGGUGGACGCGUCAUGUCGCAGGGGCUGUUUGAGCCGCGCGUCCUUUCUCCUCCCAGGAAAGACAGGGUUCUGGAUGCGGUCCGGCGGCACCACCACCGCCACCUCCUCCUCUUCCACCUCCAGCACCGGCCCAGAGAUGCUCGCUGGUGAAAUUCCUCAUCCGGGGUUGUGGAUGUAAUUAACCGCCCAUGCGGGCCAGCAGUCCUCUCCCCGCACCGAGUGGAAAUGCUCCCAUCGCCGCCGCCUCCUUCGUCGACAACGUCAGGCCGCUCGUGCUGUCGCCUUCUCGCCCACGAUGAUGACAGGAGGGCGCCCGCUUCGGGUUUCAGCACAUGCAGGCCCCCUCCAUCCCCCACCUUUUUUUUUUUUUUUUUUUUUUACUCCUCGUACGAAUCACAGAAUCGGCUCUGAUCUGAUGUAUUAAGAAGAACUAGUUUCCGCUUUUUUUGUUGUUGCUUAAUCACAUCUACUGCCGCGAUCGAUUUUCUUUUGUGUGUGUGUUUUUCCCCCUGACCUCGGGAGAUGAUUGCGGUGUCUCAGCGGGGGGGAAUGAGCUGAAGCCUGUCGUGAGCCCCGGUGACUUUACAGGAGCGUGGGGGGGUUGCUGACCGUCUGAUACAGCGUGGGGUAAAGGAUCGUUUGUCCUUCCGGCUCAGGUUUGAACCAUGGCCAAUGAACCUGUGAUCCUUAACGUGUAUGACAUGUACUGGAUAAACGAAUACACCUCCAAUCUGGGCAUUGGAGUCUUCCACUCAGGCAUCGAGAUUUAUGGCAGAGAGUUCGCGUACGGCGGUCACCCCUACCCUUUCAGCGGCAUCUUUGAAAUCAACCCCGGCAACGCGGCGGAGCUGGGAGAGACCUUCAAAUUCAAGGAGGCCAUUGUUUUGGGCACCACGGACUUCACAGAGGAGGACAUAGAUAAAAUCAUGGAGGAGCUCGGUAAAGAGUUCAAAGGGAACGCCUACCACCUAAUGCACAAAAACUGCAACCACUUCUCCUCUUCGCUGUCUGAGUUGCUCUGUGGAAGAGAAAUCCCCCGCUGGGUCAACAGACUGGCUUACUUCAGCUCCUGCAUCCCCUUUCUUCAGAGCUGCCUACCCAAAGAGUGGCUGACCCCGGCCGCUCUGCAGAGCCACAUCAGCCUCGGCCUCCACAAGGAGGAGCAGAAUGACUCGAGCGACGAGGACCCCACGUCGCCGUCCGGCGCGGCUGCCGCCGGCUCGGGCUCCUCCCACAGCUGUCGCCACACCCGGGUGUGACCCGACCGGCUCGCUCGCCCGCCAGCCCGCCGACCUCUGGACCCACGCCGCUGUUGCCGGCGGCUUCAGUAGGCUUUGAACAACCAACUGACCUCAAACUGUUUGGCCUCUGAAUGAAAAGAGACUGGAAGCGUGAGCUUGCUCUUUGGUGCGGGAACUGUUGACGGACUCUUCAAACCUGGAGACUCUUUGACGGAAAGACUGGAAGAAAACUCUGAGACCUCGAAGGGUCGGCUCUGACUCCAACCGUACACACUUGUAGAUCCGAAGUUUGUAGUGUAACAUUCUUAGUCUUUUCCACAAAAAUUCAAAAAAAACCUUUGUCAGCCUUGUCCCCUGCCCUGCCUUCGAAGCUGCUUUUGUAGAAAAAACAAAAACUUUCUAGAUAGUAACACUACCAGGAAACUGCUAAUCUCCGCAAGUUCGGCAAGUCCUCGUUUAGUAACCUCUAUGUGGCCUUCAGAUGAUAUCGCUGAUUCCAGUUUCUUAAGGUGUAGCUAUUCUGCGGCCAUUUCAGAGGAUGAACAGGUCAGUUUUGGGUGGGAGUUUGGGGUUGAUAUUUCCUUAAAGAGAGAAAAUGUUGCAUGUUGAGACAAUGUCAUAAAUUAGACAACUAACCGGAGAUGCGAUGGGGCGACGCAGUACUUGACCUCUUACAGAUUUCUUUUGUUUUAAAUUUUUAUCUCAGCGAAAGAUAACCCAAAUAGGUAAAAAAGCUGCUUUUCAGAUAAUUCCCUUUCUGAAGUGACAAAAGUUACCCAAACCAACUUGACAGUAGAUGAAAAUAGAAAUGUCCUCUUUAAUUUCAGCAGUCAGAUUCUAACUAUUGCCAGACAUGGAUAAGUCCCUUCAACCAAACCUGUCUGACAACUCAAAGUAGGCUAAAAGCUCACAGAAACCAACUGAAUAUUCCCAAAUUUAAAGAAAUUCAAGAAAUUUGCACUUCAGAGAACCACAAUGAGUGCCAUCAACCACAAAUGGAGAAAACUUGGAACGAUAGAAAAUCUUCCCAAGAUUGUCCACCUAACCCAAAAUUACUCCAAGAAUGCAUCAACAACUCAUGCAAGAGGUGAAAAAAAAUAACUCCUGCAAAAUUUCAAUCUUGGCUAUGCAAACCUCAGUUAUGGUCUCGGUUUAUGAAUUAACAACAAGAAAGAGACUGGGCAAAAAAACAAACAAACCCCUGUUAACUAUUGACGAGACAACAGUAGGACUUGGCCACAAACUCUGGCCAAGAGUUUGUGGCCUCAAACAAGCACUCUUGGGUUAUUCAGCAGGACUGAACCGUUGGAUCCGAACUGUCCAACUGCAGAUCGCCCAAAUAUAGGUUUGAGACUUUACAGUUUAGUGAGGUUAAGACCUAGAAACAUUAAGUUCAUAUUGUUCUCUUUAGAACAUACAUAGCUUGCUUGCGUAUCCAAGGAAACACCACCAAGUCCUCUAUCUGAAUGGCUAAAAACAUCAAAAAUAAAGAUUCUUAUGUUGACUAGCCACGAUCUAUUCUGAUUUACUUUGAGAUACCUAGAAAAUCUUCUUGUGUUGCUGACUGACUGGAAACAAUCCUGCAAAGACGAGAGGGUCAAAACUAAUCUACAAAGACAUAAAGGUCUCUUAGCGGUUGCUACAAAUGCGUGGCGGAAGAUGUUGCCACCAAAGAGUGGAGGGCAAUCGCAUUUUCUCAAAAGACCCGGUUGGUUUAAAUAGCCUUUUUGAUUGGAUUGCAUUGGAUGCGUAAUGGAAAUUGCAAAAAUAAACCGAAGAAAUCUGUGAGCUGGCAAAUACUUUUUACCCCUGUCGAGUCGUCAUGUGAACCCUCUCAUGAUCUUUUUGUAGAAGAAAAUCUCUUUACUGGGAAUUAUAGCGUGAAUAAGCCAUUAGCCGAGUAACCAGUUUCUUAACGGUUGCAAACAAUCAAGAGUGAACACUUUCAGUUGAAACAGCUGCUGUUCAGCGAGCCUCAGGCAGCUCGGUCACUGUCUCUGACCGUCUCAGAGAAAAGGUUCUAGCCGCCGUUCUCUCAGUUAGCGACUCUGUGACCUAGCGCAUUUUUUCUGGCUACUCUUUUAUAUCCAAGUGAUCUUUGUACUGUUAACAUUUUUUCCAGCCAGAGUCAGCUGGACUCCACCCCCCCUUUUCAUCAUUAGAACCACAGAGACAGAGGUGCUGCAAUAAGGAGGAGCAGAAAUCUGUCCUUUCCCUUCCAUCAAGAGUCCAUCAUGUUGUGUGUGCAGUUACUGUGAGUUCGGCUUAGCAUUAAGAUUGGCCCCUUCAUAGGUCACAGCUCAGCCCCGCUGUAUUGACUUCUUAAACUGUUUAUUGUGCCGGUGGCAAAACACAAAAGCGACAAAUCCGGAUUGGUUUUGAGAGAUUACGUGCUGAACUGUUUCUCGCUUUAGCACCAGCUGCACGGAAAGAGACGUUCCUGGAAUGUCUCUGGGUAUAAACACAUAAUAAUCGUCUAAAAAAACAAAACAAAAAAGAUGCAUUGUCUUGCCAUUUGAUUUUUUGGUGAUUUUUUUUUGGUGAUGAUUAUGCAAGCCACAUGUUAGAGAUGCUGGAAAGAAGAUUUUAAUACCCUGGGACACCUCUGUCUGCUUUACAACUCUGUUUCUCAAAAGGUGAGAUGACGUGAGAAAUUUAACCACGCGCAGAACGAGCCCAGAGGCGUACAGAAAAGGAAAUGACGACAAACUGAAACGCAUGUUAAACUGAUUUGCAUUUUCACAGCAAACGUUUGGGUAGUGCAGUAAAUAUCGUGUGUAGUUUGGAGUAUGUACUGAUUUUAUAAGUCGUGAUGUCAGCAAAGUGGAAGGUAAUCAUGUCGUUAUGGAUGCCGACUCCCAAAAUGUGCACUGGAAACAGUCUUAUAGGAACGGUGCCUUGCAAAAGUAUUCUUACCAUUUAAGGUUUUCCAUAUUUUUGUCACGUUACAACCGCAAUCUUCAAUGAAUUUUAAUGGGAUUUCACAGGAUAGAUCAAAACUAAGUAGUGCAUGGUUGUGAAGUGAGAGGAAAAUACUACAGCAAAGUUUUUGUAGCUUUGUACAGAAACUAUUUUAAAAUUAUGCCAUGCAUUUGAUGCCACCUUUUGUCACAAAAAUAGCUGGAACUCUUUACCUAUUCUCCUUUAGAAUACAGAUUUACUGAAUUUCAUCCACGCUUAAAAGGGGCUGAAUACAAAUGUGUGCCACACUUUUUAGAUUUUUAUUUGUGAAUUUUUUUUUUUUUUGUGCAAGUGCCACAAUUUCCAUUCGUUACACUAUUGUGGUGUAGUUUUACUGGCCUAUCAGUUUAAAUCUCAGUGAAAUUCAUUGACAUUUGCAGUUAAAAUGUGAAAACCGAGUAAAGCUCACAGAGUAUGAAAACUUUUCCUAGAAACUUUCACCACUUGUCUUUAGCAAGGAAGAAGAUGCAGCAUAAUAUGGUCCGACCCAAAGAAUUGUCAGAAUAAAAGAUUUGUGGUUUACAAUAUGAGGGCUAAGGUUUUCACACCGUAGUCUUUGUAUUUCCAUAUUUCUCCAAAUCUUUUAAACAUAUAUUUUGUUCUCUGGAUAAUAACAUCAAGCGUCUCCUCCUGAAAAGCUGUAUACUGGCCGGGAUUGUUUGUUUAUUUAUUUAUUUACCUGUUUUUAGGUAAAUUAGUCGUCAUUGGACACAUUUUUCACAAUUUUACUUCUUGUGUGGACUCUUUCUCUCCCCAAGCUUUUUGAAAUAUCACACCUAAUUUAAAAUGAGCAUGUUCAAUACGAUUCAUUUUUAUCACUCGACAUGACAUGUCUUAAUUCAAUAGGAUUUCUGUACUGGCCCCUACUCUUCCCUAUAUCUGCAGACAUAGUAGUGGCAUCGAUCCCUCAUCGCCAUGAUUGUGAUCUCGUGUGUUUACAGACAUUUUCCGUAAAGUUUUAUUUUUCUGUCGCAAGAACGACAGAUUUCUGCGAAGAGACUAUAUCGUCACGUGUUUCAUCAUUCCAAUCAUAAUUGGGCCCAAAGGCAUGACAGCAGACCAACAUAAACGACUGCGGUGGUCUGCAGUGAGUCCGGCUUGCGUUGGUUUUGUCCUCGUUGGCGUAAGGUUACACGAUUUGAAUCACUUUUCCUGGUCGUGCUGUUAACUUGUUGUGCUGCGUCGCUGAACAGCCGCCCCUCUCUCAGGAAGGAACUCGCAUGGCUUCUGGUACGACUGACUGAAUCCCACAGGGAAUGGGCUUAAAAGUGCAGAUCAAUCAUUUAACUUCUUCGUGCUGCUGAGUAAGCUGUAUCCUCAUUUACUGACAUGCUUUUGUCUUAUUUUCCCCCCACCAGUUUACUGUGUUGCAACCUUCAAUAUUGUUUUUUUGGAUUUUGUGAAACUGUACAGUGGUUCAGUGUUAAAUCCUGGAAUCUCUUUUGACACAGCAGGCCAGAGAGGCGUUGGAGAUUUUUUUUUAUUUGAUUUGAUUGUGUCUGUCAAAAAAUUGUAUUUCCUUCUCCUAACUCCAUAAAUCCCCCAAAUGAUGAUAAUUCUAGAAUAAAGAGAUUGACUGCAA